Dermacentor andersoni is the source of this 704-nucleotide messenger RNA. The record is from RefSeq and is a predicted model, not a curated record. NCBI's taxonomy places the organism in Eukaryota, Metazoa, Arthropoda, Arachnida, Ixodida, Ixodidae.
CGCCCCUGCGGGCAAUCUACAGAUGAUAGCGCAUUCAAGCCGACUUCGUGGCUUGCGUUAUCAUUUUCGAUAACCUCCUUCGUAAACAAAAGUUGAAGCCCCUACUGCUUUUGCCCUCUGUGUAAAAUGGCAGCUCGCUUUAGAUCUUUCUCGUACGUCAUCGAUUCCUGCGACAGGUGUAAGAAGCACUAGCUAGUCCUCUGUCUUUUUUUCAUAAUUGGACUGCUGCAUAUUGCCAGGUUCUUCCUAACCACCAUGAAAGCCUACGUGGUCUUGGCCUUGGUCAUCUGCGGACAUCUAUGCCAAAUUCAAGCCGCUACAUUGAGCAAACCGGAAAAGAAUGCGCACGCAUUCGAGAAGCUACUGGAAGAAGAGCUUACCCACUCUAUCGCCGCGAAUGAGCGAGGAGACCUCGUCGAAGCCCUCAAGGCCCUCAAGAGCUCGGCUAACGGCGAAGAAACUGAAGAGGGCUACUUCCUUCACCUCAUCGUCAUAGGAGUCCGUGCAAUUGUCCAUGCAGUCCGCGCCGGUGUUCAAGCUGGUCGUGCAGCCGGUUCUGCAGCCGUUCCUGCGGCUGUGGGAGGCGCGGCAGGAGGCUUUGUAGCUAGUGCUGGCGCGGACAAAAUCCGCAACGCGUAGAUAGCUUCGACUACCUUUUUUUGGUCGCAACACAAUAAAGCAACUGUCAUAUCGUGGAACAAGAA